Messenger RNA from Drosophila rhopaloa, 2439 nucleotides. RefSeq lists its product as uncharacterized. The record is from RefSeq and is a predicted model, not a curated record. The transcript is spliced from 5 exons. NCBI's taxonomy places the organism in Eukaryota, Metazoa, Arthropoda, Insecta, Diptera, Drosophilidae. The coding region runs from base 1 to 2439 and encodes 812 amino acids. Gene Ontology annotation, cellular component: extracellular matrix.
AUGGCUAUCUGCGGCGCCGGCCCCACCUUAAUGCUACUGACUCUGACUGUAAUCCUGUCUUCAAGUCAAGCCACGGAUACCUGGCAGCGUUUGCCCUCUCUUGAAACCUUUUCUACUUACGAGGACAUGCAGCGUUACUUUGAUCAGCGUAAUUUCCGCAGUAUGCGACAAAUUGACAAUCCCACGGGAGACACUUACCUGGCGGCCUUUAAUCAGUACAACGAGCAGGUGGAGGACAAGAAACCCAGUCGGGUGACCCACUCCAAUUCCAGGAUAAAACGGGAGCAGCGUCAACUGCCCACUGCCCCGAGAAUGUUGCGAUUCGAAUUGGCAGAUGCAGUGGAACCGAGUCCGGAACUUAAGCAGAUCCUAAGGCAAUAUCAUGCCAGGGCCUUGAAGGAAAAUCCCACUCCUGUGAGUCCUGUCAGUACCACUCAGGAACCUUCACCAGCUGUUAGUACUACCAAGGACAACAAGGCUAAGUCCCGCAAACCACGUCGCCAGAGAAGAUCAGUCAUUGGAUCCCAACAGCCAGCGGAUUUUAAGGUCCAGAUGAUUCCUUUCCAAGAAACAGAUGCGAGAGAACCCGAUCCACUGACCGCUCAGCUGAUCAAGAAGGGCCGCACCCUGGACCUCCAAAGUCAGGCCACUAGAUCUGCUCCAGAUCUCCACCAGUUGAAACCCCAAGCGACUAGGAAGAAACCUUUCCAGGUGCGGAUUCGCAAGACAAAGCGAUCCAAACGCUCAGCUCCUCAAAUGAUCAAGUUUGAGUUGGCGGAUGCCAAACCUUUGCCUCAAAGAGCCGGAAAACAGAUGCUAUCUGAAGCGGUUCCCACACUCCUGACCAUGGAAACCCAGGUGAGGAAUAAGACCCAGCCCAAUCAGUUGACCACGCCCACUUCGCGGGUGGAAGACAAUGACAUCCUGACAGGUGAGGCCACGGCUGAAACCAAGCGGAUGUAUGUUUACAAGGAGUCACCUCUCAAUUCUGGACAUGUUAAGACCAAGAAAUCCUUGAGUGCCCUUCCUCACGAAGUUCAAAAGGUCAUCGGUCAACUGAUGAAGGAUGGAUUGGGUGGCAAAGCGUAUGUGAAGUAUCUUCCUGCCCAGAAAACCGAUUACGAGCACUACAAGGCCAAACCCAUAUCCUAUGGCGCCAAGCCUUUGGGUAACUAUGUGAAGUACAUCAACAAGCAGGUGGAACCAUCGGUGGCUCCAGCUCCUGUCCAAGUGCACAUCCAACCAGUUCCCGUGGUGGAGCAACUCCGGUAUGUUUACAAGCCCGCCUAUGUGGCAGCUGCUCCCACAAUAGCCCAACCCAUUGUGGUUCAGGAGGCACCGGCUCCCACGGUUGCGGUGGAGGAAGUGCAUCACACCUACACCGCUGAGCUGGCACCACCGCCCACCCAGAGUCUGGAGGUGAUUGUCCCACAGUUCAGGCCUUCCAAGCCAGAUCCCCUACUGGCCGAAGCACCUGCCAUCUACGGGAAACCCCAGGAGUCGUAUAACUACGAAAUCCAGCCGGAGCCCUCGCCUCUGAUCAAGAUCGAGUACCAUGCCCAGGCGGAUGGCAUCAAGGAGCACUACAAGCAGCUGCCGGAGUUCCAGCAACUGUCCACCCUCAUUGGCAAGUCCCCGGAUGACCAGAUCCAUGGCCUAACCUAUCUGCUGGCCAAGGAGAUGCAGGCCAAGUUGCAGAGGCAGGGCAAACAGCUGGUGGAUCGGCCGCAGGACAGCACGGCACCCAUCCUCUUCCAUCCGGCACAAAGUCCAGCCCCGGCACCCACUCUGAAGACCCUGUUGGAUCACGGAUCCCUGGGCGUCCAGCCGGGUCGAUUGAUCGGCAUGGCCAAGACCAAGCAGUAUGUGCCCAUCAUCGAGCCGGGCAACAACGAUGUCAAGGAGCUGCCCGCUGUGCCCACCAAGCUGCCCACACCCAGUUCCUACAUCGACUACACCCACGGACAUGGCCUGUCCAACGGAUACGAGGGCGUGGCCCAUGUGGAGGAGCCGGUGACGACGGUGGAGCACGUGGUGCACCAUCCCACGGUGGCCACGCAACCGCAGCACCACCAACAGAACCACCUCCAGCAGCACCACCAACAGAACCACAUCCAGCAGCACCACCACAACCUGGUGGCCACUGUCCUGCCGGCGGAACUGGACGCGGACAAGGGCGAGAAUGGCCUGCACUUUGUGCACAGCCAGGAGGACAAGUCGCUGCAGCAGUACGCCUCAAAGUAUGCGUUCGGUUAUCGCAUACGUGAUUUCCAUACCGGCAACGAUUUUGGCCACAAGCAGAAUCGUGAUCUGCACGGAGUGACACGCGGCCAGUACCAUAUCCUCUUGCCGGACGGAAGGAUACAGAAUGUAAUCUACCACGCCGACGAUUCGGGCUUCCAUGCGGACGUCAGCUUCGAAAGUGGCGCGAAACAUUGA